AUGCGAGCAUGGUUUGGAUACCCUCAAGCCUGUCCUUAUAUCGGCACGCGGGGUAGAAGUGUGCUCAAAACUGGAUAUAUCAUCAUCAGCUUUGUAACGAAGGGUCAGAUGCUCUCCAAUACCUUGGCAGAUCACCUCUUGGGAGACAGGAUACGAAGACGGACUCUUUUCGGUGAUCUUGCGAAGAUCAUGCUCUCGCUUAAUCGAGUCAAAUUACCGCAAAUCGGAUCCCUGAGUUUGGAUGAUAAGGGUAUAGUUCAGUUGAAAAACCGACCUCUAACACUGCGACUCCAAACAUUUGAAAACGAGGGCAUUCCCACAAUACCAAGGAACUGUACGUACCAGUGCGUGGAGCCUUAUAUUCUGGAUCUUUUACAGUUACAUGACAACCGCAUACAUCAUCAGCCGAAUGCUAUUCAUAAUCUGAAUGAUGGCCAGGAGCAAUUCGCAGCUCUAACCAUGAUGCGUGGUCUCUUACCUCAAUUCAUUUCCCGGCAAUAUCGUAAUGGCCCAUUCGGGCUUACGCUCACUGACCUACAUCCAAGUAAAAUCUUCGUUGACGAAAACUGGCACAUUACAUCCUUGAUUGAUUUAGAAUGGGCAUGUUCCUAUCCCAUUGAGUUACAAACGCCACCUUACUGGUUGACUGGCCGACCUAUUGAUGAUAUUGAACAUGGAGAGCAUCUUCAGACUUUUGAAAAUGCCAUGACCGAAUUUCUCGAUGCCUUUAAGGAACAGGAAAAAGACUUUCAGGCCCCUGGUGCUUCCCAAGCUGAGAUAAUGGAAAAAUGCUGGGUCAAAGGAAGUUUCUGGUAUUUCCAAGCCGUCCAAAGCCCGAAAGGCCUUCUCCGGGUUUUCAACGAGCAUGUUCAGCGCAUGUUUUGUGAAGAGCACUGUACUCAGCGACUGUUCGAUCAAACUGUCAGCCCUUAUUGGGCUGUGGGCGCCGAAAGCUUCAUUCAAACGAAGGUCGAGGAAGAGGCUGAGUAUAAAAAUCGACUAAGGAAGCGGUUUGAGGAGGUUGGUUAA
This is a messenger RNA of Penicillium paradoxum, 1029 nucleotides long. RefSeq lists its product as uncharacterized. NCBI's taxonomy places the organism in Eukaryota, Fungi, Ascomycota, Eurotiomycetes, Eurotiales, Aspergillaceae. The transcript has a single exon. Bases 1 to 1029 code for a protein of 342 amino acids. The record is from RefSeq and is a predicted model, not a curated record.